Haemonchus placei is the source of this 387-nucleotide messenger RNA. Lineage: Eukaryota; Metazoa; Nematoda; Chromadorea; Rhabditida; Trichostrongylidae. The record is from the annotation of a GenBank genome assembly.
AUGAGUUGCCGGUCUAGGUCAAUUUGCGAAUCGGCCUUACAGUUCGCAGGUGAGAAUACUCCCUGGAUGAUAUUGAGGAUUAGCCUAUUGGUUGUCAUUACUGUUGCAAAAUCACUAUAUCCAAGAAGUUCUUCCUCAGAACAAGUCUCAGGUGAGGAAGACUUGUCAUGCUGUGUUGUCCGCGCCUUUCAGCUCCUUUUUAAUACUUUGUCAAGUGAAUCCGACGAUGUCGUCUUUCUUGUCCGAGUUGCAAAACUACUAACCUUUUCAAAGGUACAGUUCACGUCAGAAAUGGUUUCUGAGCUUUCUCCCUCGGAUGUACCUGUGACCACUAAGCAUAGCCUGAAGGACGCUGUCGGAUCAAAAAACGCACAGAAUAGGGCAUAA